Nelumbo nucifera (sacred lotus) is the source of this 1214-nucleotide messenger RNA. RefSeq names its product transcription factor bHLH162-like. Gene Ontology annotation, molecular function: RNA polymerase II transcription regulatory region sequence-specific DNA binding; protein dimerization activity; DNA-binding transcription factor activity, RNA polymerase II-specific. Gene Ontology annotation, cellular component: RNA polymerase II transcription regulator complex. NCBI's taxonomy places the organism in Eukaryota, Viridiplantae, Streptophyta, Magnoliopsida, Proteales, Nelumbonaceae. The record is from RefSeq and is a predicted model, not a curated record. Gene Ontology annotation, biological process: regulation of transcription by RNA polymerase II.
GCAGUCUGAGACUCUGAGGGGCCGUAUGAAACAUAACGAAUGCUGUGGGCCAGUUCUCACUUCUCUCACUCGCUUUUGAGCUCUUGACCUUUUAUAAGUGGCCACUGCCCACUGGCCAGUCCUCACCAGAUCUACUCUUCUUAUCCUUCUCCUGUUCCUCGUUAAAUAAGUGGACUUAGGAAAGUUCAUCGUCCCACUCGCUCACCGCCUUACCACUUAAUUAAUUCAGACCUCGUUCCGUUUCUUCUUCACUUCUUGUUCUUUUGUUCAAUACUUCAAUUGAUGCUUCUGGUGUGAGAGAACUUGGAGGAACAAAAACAGGAAGAGAUGAAGCAGCGUCGUCGAAGUGAAUCGGCCAAGCUCGAUCGGAAGAUUAUUGAGAGAAAUAGAAGAAUCCACAUGAAGGGUCUCUGUUUCAAACUUGCCUCUCUCAUCGCUAAGCACCAUAACGCCUCUAAGGAUGCAUCGUCGGAAGGAGACAAAUUAGACUUAGAUCAUGCUAUCAGCUAUAUAAAGCAAUUGCGAGAAAGAGUAGAAGAACUCAAGGGAAGGAAGCAAUUCACAAUGAGCAUCAAAGGGAUAAACACUGACUUCAGAGACACAAUGAAAAUCGAGUUUACAUUGCCCAUACUCGAACUUCGAGACUUGGGUCCCAAUCUAGAGGUCCUUCUGGUUAGUGGGUUCGACAAAAAUUUCCUAUUUUAUGAAGUAAUUAGUCUUCUUGAGGAAGAAGGAGCUGAAGUCGUGAAUGCCAGUUUCUCCUGUAUUGGUGAUAAGAUCUUCCACACAAUUCAUGCCCAGGUCACUAGUUCUGGAGUUGGCAUGGAGAUUUCAAGGGUACGUGAGAGGUUGAAGGAUUUGGUUCUUUCAAUGUUGUCUACAUCUUUUAUUAAUUAAAUCCGACUAUAGAAACUGCCUUACAUAGCAGCAUAAAAUAGGGGUGUGAUAAUCUUGGGCAAGGCGAUGGGCAGAAGUAACCGAUUGUGAUACGGUUGUAAUUAGUUGAUUUGGGUCCUAUAUAUAGCCCACCCAUGAAGCCCGAAAAAAAAAACGAGGAUUAUUCAUCCCAUAUUACUAGGACAGUUGAACAGGACAAGCAAAGACCUGAUCAAUUAAUCAAAUUUAUGAACGUUUAGAGAGAGAUCUUGUAAACAUUUAGGGGCGUUCAUCAAACAUGUAUGAUUUUAUUUUUCAAAAAUAUAAACAACUGCAGC